Messenger RNA from Ananas comosus (pineapple), 745 nucleotides. Its product is annotated as serine/threonine-protein phosphatase PP2A catalytic subunit-like. Gene Ontology annotation, cellular component: cytosol. Gene Ontology annotation, biological process: mitotic cell cycle; peptidyl-serine dephosphorylation. Gene Ontology annotation, molecular function: protein serine/threonine phosphatase activity. The record is from RefSeq and is a predicted model, not a curated record. The transcript has 5 exons. NCBI's taxonomy places the organism in Eukaryota, Viridiplantae, Streptophyta, Magnoliopsida, Poales, Bromeliaceae. The coding region runs from base 359 to 745 and encodes 128 amino acids.
UCCCGUCUCUUCGUCCGUGUCGAUUUUCUCCUCCCCCUCAUCCCCACUCUCCUCUCGAACGGCAACAACAACAAUAAUAAAAAGUCCAGGGAAAGGCCAAGGGUUCACUCUUUGGGCUCCGCUCUGGACCGUUGCUUCCUCCUCCUCCUCCUCCUCCUCCUCCUCCUCCUCCUCUCCCCUCUCUCGCACCCUUCUCCGCCCCCCACCGUUCCCAAAAUUACACGUAGAUCUCUCGCGAAUUCGAUUAGGGCGACAGAGGGCGAGAGGGAGGCGGCGAGGGGUUUCGAUUCGAGAGGAGAGGCGUAGGAAAAGCUAGGGUUAGGGUGACGGCUUCGAGGCGAAGCUGGCGACGGAGAAGAUGAGCGUGGAUCCGACCCCCGCGAGCUCCCGUGGCAACCUCGACGAGCAGAUUGAGCAGCUCAUGCAGUGCAAGCCUCUCUCCGAGCAAGAGGUUAGAGUAUUAUGUGAGAAAGCAAAGGAAGUUUUGAUGGAGGAGAGCAAUGUCCAGCCUGUUAAGAGCCCUGUGACAAUAUGUGGUGAUAUUCAUGGACAAUUCCAUGAUCUCGCAGAGCUAUUCCGGAUUGGUGGAAAGUGUCCAGAUACCAACUACCUGUUCAUGGGAGACUAUGUAGAUCGUGGAUAUUAUUCUGUUGAAACNGGAAGGGGGGCGGGCCCUGGGUUUGAGCCAGCACCGAGGAGAGGUGAACCUGAUGUUACACGAAGAACACCUGAUUAUUUUCUAUGA